Molecule: messenger RNA, 4359 nt
Organism: Doryrhamphus excisus (bluestripe pipefish)
Lineage: Eukaryota; Metazoa; Chordata; Actinopteri; Syngnathiformes; Syngnathidae
Gene: pou4f2
Product: POU class 4 homeobox 2
Biological process (GO): regulation of transcription by RNA polymerase II
Molecular function (GO): DNA-binding transcription factor activity, RNA polymerase II-specific; RNA polymerase II cis-regulatory region sequence-specific DNA binding
Source: RefSeq, a predicted model, not a curated record
GACGUCCCAGCAGCAUUCAGCAUCGCGGAGGAGAACCCACCCUGCAUGCCGGACCACCGCUCGGAAAACUUUCUAGAAGACAAAAAAAAAUCCUCAGAGAACUCAUCUUGCGGUUUCUCCUUCGAGAAUAAUCUCUGGACUUUUUUAUUUUAAAAACAAAGUGCUGUUUUGCAUGGCUGGCAGAUUUAACUUUUUAUUUUUUUUAAAGAAGGGUCUUUUAAGACCGAUCCGUUCCAAAUCUGAGACAUUCCUCCUCAAUCGGAACCGACAGAGCUCCCAAAGCUGAGGAGCAACGACAAACAAGAAGGAGUCAGAAAAAGAAAAAAAGAGGAGGCGGAGUCAUUAUCUCAAUUUUUUUUUAAAAGGAGCACUCCGGGGCUCGGACGCGCGCAAACAUGAUGAUGAUGUCUCUGAGCAGCAAGCAGCCCUUCGCCGCCAUGGCCCACGCCAGCCUGGCUGAAGCAAAGUACUCACUGCACUCUUCGGCCUCCUCGUCGUCCUCGUCCACGCUCACUUCCUCGGCCUCCUCGUCUUCGUCCACGCCGUCCUCAGCAUCCUCGUCUUCCUGUUCGUCCUCCCGUCACAGCGGCAGCAGCAUCAUCAGCACCAGCGGAUCGGAAGCGAUGAGGCGAGCAUGUCUGCCCACACCGCCGAGCAAUAUAUUCGGCGGCUUGGAUGAGAGUCUGCUGGCCCGGGCUGAAGCUCUCGCCGCGGUGGAUAUCGUCUCCCAGACCAAGAGCCACCACCACCACCACCCGCCGCACCACAGCCCCUUCAAGCCGGACGCCACCUACCACACCAUGAACACGCUGCCGUGCACCUCCUCGUCGUCGUCCUCUUCCUCCGUGCCCAUCUCGCACCCCUCGGCACUGGGCGGCCACGGCCACCACCACCACCACCACCAUCACCACCACCACCACCAGCCACACCAGGCGUUAGAGGGCGACCUGCUGGAGCACAUCACUCCGGGUUUGGCGUUGGGAGCCAUGGCCGGGCCGGACGGCUCCGUGGUGUCCACGCCCGCGCACCCGGCGCACAUGGCGGGUAUGAAUCACAUGCACCAGGCUGCAAUCAACAUGGCACACGCCCACGGCUUGCCCCCGCAUAUCGGUAUGAGCGACGUGGACGCGGAUCCCAGGGACUUGGAGGCCUUCGCGGAGCGUUUCAAGCAGCGGCGCAUUAAACUCGGAGUGACCCAAGCGGAUGUGGGUUCCGCGCUUGCCAGCCUCAAGAUCCCCGGCGUGGGUUCCCUGAGCCAGAGCACCAUCUGCCGCUUCGAGUCCCUCACGCUGUCCCACAACAACAUGAUCGCCCUGAAGCCGAUUCUUCAGGCGUGGCUGGAGGAGGCCGAGAAGUCCCACCGGGAGAAGCUCAACAAACCCGAGCUCUUUAACGGCGCCGAGAAGAAACGCAAACGCACCUCCAUCGCCGCGCCGGAGAAGCGCUCGCUGGAGGCCUACUUCGCCAUUCAGCCUCGGCCCUCAUCGGAGAAGAUCGCCGCCAUCGCCGAAAAACUGGACCUGAAAAAGAACGUCGUCCGGGUCUGGUUUUGCAACCAGCGACAGAAACAGAAACGGAUGAAGUACUCCGCGUGUGUUUGAACGCACCACAGCGAUUCUGGCUCGGACUUUGGACGCUUUGUAUCAUAAAUUUCUUACUUAAAUAUUUCAACAACGAAAAAAAAAAACACAAAAUCUUUUUUUCCAUUUGCCAUCUUCGAUGACUUUGUGAAUAAUAAGAAGAAAAAAACGGAGCCGUGGAAUCUACCUGGCAACAAGUAAGGCCGAAUGCUUUCAAAUAUUUGUUUAAAAACAACAACAACAAAAAAAAGACUAAAAAUGACAUUUCCACAAUUCCACCCACGAUGAAUCAUUUCACGGGACUGCGGCUAAAAUAGAGCAGGAAGGCGUGGAAAAUAGCAACUGAGAGCACUUGGUUUAUUUAUGAGGGACGUUUCAUUCAAGCAGGGUCCACUUGUGAGAGAUGUAAUAAUAAUAAUAAUAAUAACGAUGAUAGAUGACUGCCAAAUAUCUGUCUGUAAAUGCAUCAUUUAACACUUCAUUUUGUGCAAUUUUGUUAUGAUAUUUAUGUGAGGGGGGAGGAUUUAAAAAAAAUUAACCAGAAUGUUGUUAGGCCUUUUUUUAUUUAUUUUUUAUUUUUUUAAACAAAUUUAAUUAAAAUGUUAUUCUAUAUUGCAAUAAGUUUACAGUCCAACAUGGGCCUGCAGCAUCUUAUGAACUAUUUAUCAAGUGAGGUCAUGUUUACUUCAUUACAUAUUUAUUGGGAUUCCCCCAUCACCACCCCCCCCCCCUUUUUUUUGCCUGAGAAAAAAAAAUCUAAUUGUGAAUCGUACAUUCGUACAUUUUCACAUGUUUUUUUAUUAAUUUUUUUAAACAAUGGUAUAAUCAUAUAUGAGAUAAUUUUCUGUCUCCACCCCCCCACACUUCAACCCCCCCACUGCUGUUUAUUUGUAUAAAUAUUUUUAAAAGUACAGUAAGUCGUUGCUUGUUCCAAUCACUUUGUUUCAUGUUAUGAUUUUAUUUUUGUAAAAUUCAUUAGAAUUCAAUACAAUGUAAAUACGUCAUCGCUGCACAUAAAUAUAUUCGUACAGGUUUUUGCUGUAUUGCUGUUUUAGCUGAGGUAUUUCUGUAAUGUAUGUUGCUUCUCUUUUUUUUAAUUAAUUUAAAAUAUAUAUAUUAGUUAAAUUAUUUAAAUCGUUUAUCACACAUCAUGUGUUUUAUUUAUUUUAUUUUUUUCAUUUACAAAAAAAUAUUAUUAUUUAUUUCCAAUAAUUGAACUGCAAUGUGUUUCAUUAAAGAGAAAAUUUUACCAUUUGAUUUAUUAUGGUUUUUUUUAUUUUUUUUGGGAAGCCCAGACAUGCUAAUAUGCUGUGCUAUUUUAUUUAUUCGUCUGUUUAUUUAUUGAUGAAGGAGGAGGGAAACGCUUUAGCUGAGGGAUGCACUGCUUUUUUUUUUUUAAAGCAUUCCCUUUCACUCCCUUGUAAAAUGCUGCCAUUUUAUUACUGGCAUUAUGAUUAUGAUUAUUAUUAUUAUCAUCAUCGUGCACACAAAUGCAAUCCAUGUGAUUUGACUCCUUCUUUUGGAUAUUUUAUGGCUAUUUCCAUCUUCCUCUUUGGCGCCAUCAGCACCAGCACGUGACUCAGGGUUGCCAGCUUACUGCAGCUUACCUGAGAGCAAAUGCUAAUAUUCUAUUAGAGCCUUAAUCAGGGGCUCUACGGAGGCCCGGAUGGCUCCCUGGAGCGGAGACUUGCCAGAUGUCAGCCCGCCAGAAAAACAGCUCGCUUGCCAAUGCACCCCCCCCAUUCACCCCCCCCCCUCCCUCAGCCCCCACCCCAUCACUACACCCCUGCAACACCACCUUUAUCCUCCUAAAUACACACUUUGAAGAGGAAAGGAUGAUAGAAAAUUAUUUUUUGGUCAUGGAGGUUUCUGAUCUUUUUAUCAACUCAGGACAAAAAAAAAUGUUGUAAUAAAAGUACUCAAAUAAUUCAAAUAUUGCAAUAAUAUCAUAUGCAUCAUCCUGUUAAAGGAUGAAUAAAAUAUUUGCAUACAGGAUGACAGACUAGCAACUAAAAAAUGACACAUUUUACGCUCCCUAACCUCAGUUUUGGGAACCCCGCUUUAAAUAGUAUAGGACAGAGGUGUCUAAAGUGUGGCCCAGGGGCCAUUUGUGGCCAUUGGCGCAUAUAAAAUCAAACAAAACAAAAAAAAAAAUACACCCAAAAUAAAUAACUCAUAACAAUGAGAAUCUUUUAAAAUUAUAUUUAAAAAAGAAAUUUGAGUGUGAAUGGUUGUUUGUCUAUAUGUGCCCUGUCAGCUGGGAUAGGCUCCCGCAUCCCCUUACGGCUAAAGUGAUGAGGACAAGCGGUUUAGUUUUAUUUAGUAUGCGGCCCUCAGUGGAAAAAGUUAGACGGCUCCAGGUAUUCAAACAUGUGGCCCCCGGGACAAAAAACUGGGGGCCCGUGGAAUGGUAUCACAUUUCAAUUCAAAAUUUGGAAGCGGGUAAUGCAGUGGUGUCCAAAGUGCGGCACAAGUACAUUUAAUUAUACAAAAUAACCCAAAGCAAAAGUACAAAUUACGAAUAAGACUUAAAAUAAAAAUAUGCUUUUUCACUUAAAAAAGUGAAAAUGAAUGAAAUUUUAGCCUGUUAAGAACCUUAAAAUCCCGAGAUUUUUUUUUAAAUAUAUACGUGGCCUUCGGUGGUAAAAGUUUGGCCCCCAAAAAGCACGACAAAGGGUACAAAGGAACUUGGACUAGCAUUUAUUUGUCAGUAGGUUCUUUAACAACAACAACAACAUAGGUCCUUUCAUAGAGAGGAUCUUUGACCUGAAACAGCAUA